AUGAGGCCAUAUCACACACACACACGCACUAGAAGCAACUUCGAAGACGAUGACAAGUCUCGUCUAUCUCCUAAACGCGUGCUGCUUCCGGAUUACUUGACGAUCAAAAUUGGCGACAAAGAUCGCCUUCUAGUAGUCGAACAUGCAACCUUCAAAUCACGUAAUGAGGAGGAGGAGGAAGAAUAUGAUUGCGCGGUUUGUUUGAGUAGAAUAGAAGCAUGGCACAAUGUGAGGGAACUUGGCAACUGCGAGCAUGCUUUCCAUGUCGAGUGCCUCGAUUCUUGGAUCGACCGCGGUGGAGAAACGUGCCCGGUUUGUAGAGCUCGGCUCGUCUCUUGGGAGAUGGCGGGCCAUGGGAAAGAUCCGUGGAGAUCGGAAAGAAUGGUCUAUUUGUUUGGAUAUGAUUGCUUGAUGGAGGAGCUUCAAUGA
This is a messenger RNA of Salvia splendens (bonfire salvia), 429 nucleotides long. RefSeq names its product RING-H2 finger protein ATL40-like. Lineage: Eukaryota; Viridiplantae; Streptophyta; Magnoliopsida; Lamiales; Lamiaceae. Gene Ontology annotation, molecular function: ubiquitin protein ligase activity. The record is from RefSeq and is a predicted model, not a curated record. The transcript has a single exon. The coding region runs from base 1 to 429 and encodes 142 amino acids. Gene Ontology annotation, biological process: protein ubiquitination.